AUGGGCCAUGAAGAGAUGUUGUCAAAGCGUUGUCUUUCCAGUGGAGUGCAAAUGGCUGCUCCCCCUCUGGCCCAGUCUCCCUUGUCCUUUGAGGAGGUGACCGUAUAUUUCACCAAGGCUGAGUGGGCCCUGCUGGAUCCGAGCCAAAAAUCUCUGUAUAGAGAAGUCAUGCUGGAGAACUAUGGGCAUGUGGCCUCUCUGGAACACAGGAUUGUAAGAGAGACUAUAGUGGAGAGCAACGAAGGUUUUGUGUCAGAAGAAUGGCUGGAGAGUUUCUCAGGAAGAUCUCAAGAGACUUUUUCUUUACCAAAUGAGCUGCCUGCCACAGCAGAUGCAGAGGAGACAGCUGGGGAAUUCCAGAGAUUCUCUUUGGAAAAUGCCAAGAAUGAAGAUGCUGAAGGAAAGUUGGGAGAUGGAGACAGAGCACAGAGUCAGGAGGAAAGCCAUGCAGGGGAUGAUUGGCAGAAUGAGGAGGAUGAGGAACUGCAUCAUCUAUUGCCAGAUGAAAUAAAGAAUGAAGAUAUGAGGGGAAACUUCAGGAAUCAAGGAAGACCCAAGAGGCAGAAAGGCAGCCAUGUGUUCAAGAAGAGGGGUAAACCCAUUCCUUGCCAAGGGGAGGAUUUCCAAGAAGUCUUUCACAGGGUGGAGGAAAUGCAUUUAAAAAUGCACAGUGGAAAGAGCACUCAUCAAUGUCUGGAGAGUGGAAAUACCAUGAUUUGCAGAGCAGAGCUUUGUAGACAUCAAAGAACACAUAGAGGAGAGAAACCUUACAGGUUCUCAAAUUGUGGGAAGAGCUUUCCAGAGAAAUCAGACAUUGUUCAGCACCAAAGAAUUAACUUAGCAGAGAAGCGAUAUUCCUGCUCAGAGACUGGAAUGGUGUUCUCUGCUGGAAGAAAGCAUAAUGUACACUUCCCAAAACCCAGCAUAAUGAAGGCACAUAAAUGUUUCAAGUGUGGAAAGUACUUCAGAAACAGGUCACAUCUCAUUGCACACCAAAAGAUUCACAGAGAGGAGAAACCAUUUGAAUGCUCAGAGUGUGGGUGGAGAUUCAGUCGGAGUAACGAUUUACAACAGCAUCAACGAAUCCACACAGGGGAGAAGCCUUUUGAAUGCUCAGAGUGUGGGAAGAAAUUCAGUCGGAGUGGCCAUUUUCAGCAGCAUCGACGAACUCACACAGGGGAGAAGCCCUUUGAAUGCUCAGAGUGUGGAAAGAGAUUCAAUCGUAGUGACAGUUUUCAACGGCAUCGACGAACCCACACAGGGGAGAAGCCUUUUGAAUGCUCAGAGUGUGGGAAGAGAUUCAAUGAGAGUGGCCGUCUUAAAGAGCAUGAACGAACUCACACAGGGCUGAAGCCUUUUGAAUGCUCAGAGUGUGGGAAGAGAUUCAUUCGUAGUUGCACUCUUCAAAAACAUCUUAGAAUUCACACAGAUGAGAAGCCCUUUGAAUGCUCAGUGUGUGGGAAGAGAUUUCAUUGGAGUGACCGUCUUCAAGAACAUCAACGAACCCACACAGGGGAGAAGCCCUUUGAAUGCUCAGAGUGUGGGAAGACAUUUAGUUGUAAUGGCAAUCUUCAAAAGCAUCGACGAAUCCAUACAGGGGAGAAGCCCUUUGAAUGUUUAGAGUGUGGGAAGAGAUUCAGUUGGAGUGGUCCUCUUCAACAGCAUCAACAAAUCCACACAGGGGAGAAGCCCUUUGAAUGCUCACAGUGUGGGAAGAGAUUCAGUUGCAGUGGCUCUCUUCAACAGCAUGAAAGAGCCCAUACAGGGGAGAAGCCCAUUGAAUGCUUAGAGUGUGGGAAGAAACUCAGUUCCAGUAACAAUCUUCAAAGACAUCUAAAAACCCACACAGGGGAGAAACCUUUCAAAUGUUCAGAGUGUGGGAAGAGAUUCCGUGAGAGCGGCCACUUUAAAGAGCAUCAAAGAACCCACACAGGGGAGAAGCCCUUUGAAUGCUCACUGUGUGGUAAGACAUUCACUCAAAGAAGCCACUUAUAUCAUCAUCUAAGAAUCCAUACAGGGGAGAAGCCUUUUGGAUGCUCAGAGUGUGGGAAGAUGUUCAGCCGGAGUGCCAGUCUUCAACAGCAUCAACGAACCCACACAGGGGAGAAGCCCUUUGAAUGUUCAGAGUGUGGGAAGAGAUUCAAGUGUGGGCAGAGAUUCUGGCAAAGUGACACUCUUCAGCAGCAUCAACGAACCCACGCAGAGGUGAAGCCAUUUGAAUGCUCAGAGUGUGGGAAGAGAUUCAUGCACAGUGGCGCUCUUAAGAAGCAUCAACAAACCCACACAGGGGAGAAGCCCUUUGAAUGCUCAGAGUGUGGGAGGAGAUUCAAUCGGAGUAGUUCUCUUCAACAGCAUCAACAAACCCACACAGGGGAGAGGCCGUUUGAAUGCUCAGAGUGUGGGAAGAGAUUCAGUCGGAAAGGCACCCUUCAACAGCAUCAACGAACCCACUCAGGGGAGAAACCAUUUGAAUGCUCAGAGUGCAGGAAGACAUUCAGUCGGUGA
Molecule: messenger RNA, 2505 nt
Organism: Heteronotia binoei (common prickly gecko)
Lineage: Eukaryota; Metazoa; Chordata; Lepidosauria; Squamata; Gekkonidae
Product: zinc finger protein 345-like
Exons: 8
Coding region: 1-2505 (834 amino acids)
Biological process (GO): regulation of cytokine production; negative regulation of transcription by RNA polymerase II; regulation of immune system process
Source: RefSeq, a predicted model, not a curated record